Messenger RNA from Gambusia affinis (western mosquitofish), 1816 nucleotides. RefSeq names its product prostaglandin D2 receptor 2-like. Bases 302 to 1585 code for a protein of 427 amino acids. The transcript is spliced from 4 exons. Gene Ontology annotation, biological process: positive regulation of cytosolic calcium ion concentration; phospholipase C-activating G protein-coupled receptor signaling pathway; complement receptor mediated signaling pathway. The record is from RefSeq and is a predicted model, not a curated record. Gene Ontology annotation, molecular function: G protein-coupled receptor activity; complement receptor activity. NCBI's taxonomy places the organism in Eukaryota, Metazoa, Chordata, Actinopteri, Cyprinodontiformes, Poeciliidae. Gene Ontology annotation, cellular component: plasma membrane.
CUUACGUCACCCCCAGCUUGAAAGUGGCGCUGGAGAAAACGUGCUGCGUGGGGUAGUUUCAACGGUUUACAGUCCAAAGUUGACCCACUGCCUUUUCCUUUCACAGAAGCUCGCAAGCCAAGUCGCUGUUCGUCUGUGGUCAAACAUGGUUACUAGCGAACCUGAAGUGGACUGAAAGUACAUUAAUCUAGCGAGCAGCGCGGAGACCGGGGGACGUAUCGCUACAACGGGCCGACCUGCUCAAGCGAAAACUUCCGUUUCAAAAGCACUGUCGUCCAAUCAGCAAUCUCUCAGCCGUCUGAUGUUCAACAUGGUGUUCACAUCCAAUGUCUCUGAGGGUCCGUUAUUCUGCCCACUGCUGAAGCGGAUGAGAGAAGACAAUAUAAACAACACACAAGUCAACAUGGUUGUGAUUUCCAUCCAUGGCAUCUUCUCCUUCCUGGGAAUUUUGGAAAAUGCCUUGAUCAUUUGGGUUUUGGGAUUUCGCCUCAGGCAUCGAACCGUGGCCUCCAUUUGGAUGCUUAACCUGGCCCUGUCUGACUUCCUGGCCACCCUGACCCUACCGUUCUUCACUUUCUACUUUUUUUACUCCCAAAGCUGGGAGUUCGGACAACCACUCUGCAUAGUACAAACUUCCAUAUUUUUCUUCAACAUGUUUGUUUCAGCCUUCCUGCUGGCAGCCAUUUCAUUGGACCGUCUGCUUCUAGUUUCCAACCCAGUGUGGAGUAUGAAUCACAGGUCGGCAGAGGGAGCUUGGAAGGUGUGCGCACUUGGCUGGCUGUGGGCAGCGAUAAAUACCAUACCUUACUCCGUAUUCUUUUCAGUGAUUGUGAAGACUGAUGGGAGGAAGUUAUGCUACCAUAAUUUUGCUUUGUAUUUAUCCAGUAAAGAUUCAUUAGAAAUGGACUGUAAUCUGAGGCAGGGGGCAACAGCCAUCUCCAAGUUACUGUUAGCUUUCUUCUUCCCUCUAGUCAUCAUUGCAGGGAGCUACAUCACAAUUGCCCUAAGCCUGAGAAACAGAUUCAGAAGGACAAAGCAGAGUACCGGCAGACUGGCUAAUAUGCUGUCUCUGCGUAGCUAUGAUGCACAUUCAAGAAGGGUUAAAACAAAUGGCGUCAAGUCUUUGACUUCUGGUUCCUCAUCUAACUCCACAUUAAACAACUCGUCUCCUGUCAUCUGCAGUCCAUCAUGUCAGAGGCUGUUGUCUCAAAGUUUUACCAAAAUGGUGACAUCUGUGAUUGCAGCAUUUGUGCUCUGCUGGGCUCCUUAUCACAUCUUCUGCAUCCUAGAAAUGACAGCCCAGUAUAAUGGAAAAAUAUACAAAUUAGUGCAAGAGGGCCUUCCAGUGUCUGCAACGUUUGCUUUUCUGAAUCCAGUUUUCAACCCCGUCUUGUACGCCUUCAGCUGCCCCGACUUCUGCGUGAGAAUACGACAGAGUCUGGGAGCAGUGUUUGAUGGACUCGUGGAGGAGGGUGGACUGAUGACUCCGGGUAGGAACCUGCAAGCUUACAUGAGGCGGAGUAGUACCAGAGAUGUGAGCUGUGCACAACCAGGGUCACCAAAGUCACCAAAGUCUUCAUCCUAACAGUCUCCUGGUGCACAACUACCAUUUCCUCUACUCUCUAAAGACCUUGGAGGCAGUCAAACAGAUCAAACAGGACAAUAAGUUGAAAAUGGGAUGGUGUCUAGCUAAAACAUCACUCUCUUCUUUGAGAUUAUACUUUUGUCGUACAUAUCAUACUGUCCUCAUUGUGAUACUAAGGAUGAAUCCAAUUUUACACCUUAUCUGCAAAGAAUAAAAAGCUUGCUUAACAUG